AUGAAAGUAGACUGGUACAACAACUGCGCUCUGAGAAGAACAUUGGCAAUCUAUGGAUUUGUCUUAAUUUGGCUGAUAACGGAGUUAAAUACUUUUUUUCUGAAGCAUAUAUUUGCGGUGGACACAUCACAUCCAUUAGUGUUUUCAAGGAUUUUUUUACUUGCUUUCAUAUCAGCUCCAACGAUACGGCAAUUUUAUUUAUUCGCAACUGAUCCACGUAUCAAGCGCAUGGGUAUGCAAAGCUGGGUAUAUGUGGCUAUUUGUACUUUAGAAGCAUCAAUUUGCAUCAAAUUUGGGCGACCACAACUUCCUCGUGUUAAGCUGACGCUGAUUGUUUCAUGGAUUUGUUUUAUGGCUGUUGGUACAUUUGCAUCCGUUUGGAUGUCGGUAUGGUGGGUAAAAACGUUCACGAAAACGAAAAAAGUGAAUAUAAAUGGUUGCUUGCGGGAUUGCUACCUAGAUUCAAGCCAUGAAAAUCUCGGCACACUUACUGACGAGUUAGUCAAUUUUACUAGAAGUUUCUGCUGCAAACAAACCUGUGAUGAAGUUCGUGUACGUUUCGCUCCUUCGCCAACCGGUAAUUUGCAUUUGGGUGGCCUGAGAACGGCACUUUACAACUUUUUGUUUGCUCGAUCUCAAGGAGGCAAAUUUAUUUUGCGAAUCGAAGAUACUGACCAGCAACGUUUGGUACCUGGCGCAGUGCAGCAGAUAGAAGCGACACUUGACCGAUACAAGCUUUUUCGGGAUGAAGGUCCCUCUAACAGUGGAAAAUUCGGACCAUAUUUACAAUCUGAAAGAAAAGCAGUUUAUCGGGAUGCUGUUGAGCAACUUAUCGAUAGUGGUAAUGCAUAUCGAUGCUUUUGUACGAAAACACGUUUGGAUAUGUUACGUCGGGAAGCAGCUAGACGUCAUGAAGUACCCAAAUAUGAUAAUCAUUGUCGUGGAUUGACUUAUGAAGAAGUCAAGAGGAGACUAGAGAAUGGAGAAAAUUAUGCCAUCAGAUUCAAGUUAGAACGAAAAGAAGUGUGUUUCGAGGAUCAAAUUUUUGGUGAAAUCACACAGAAUAGCAAUGAAGGAGAUUUCAUAUUAAUGAAGACUGAUUCGUUCCCAACUUAUCAUUUGGCGAAUGUUGUUGAUGAUCAUCAGAUGCGGAUCAGUCAUGUGAUACGUGGUUCUGAAUGGCUUACAUCUGUUUCGAAACAUAUACAACUUUAUCA
Acanthocheilonema viteae is the source of this 1217-nucleotide messenger RNA. NCBI's taxonomy places the organism in Eukaryota, Metazoa, Nematoda, Chromadorea, Rhabditida, Onchocercidae. The record is from the annotation of a GenBank genome assembly.